AUGGACUCAAUCGCGAACUGGGCCCGCCAAGGCUCCCUCUGGCCCAUGACUUUCGGCCUUGCCUGCUGCGCCGUGGAGAUGAUGCACCUGUCGACACCACGAUACGAUCAAGAUCGCAUGGGGAUCAUCUUCCGUGCCUCGCCUCGCCAAUCCGAUGUCAUGAUCGUUGCUGGAACACUCACAAACAAGAUGGCUCCUGCACUACGUCAAGUCUACGACCAGAUGCCUGAUCCGCGAUGGGUGAUAAGCAUGGGUAGCUGUGCCAAUGGCGGUGGCUACUACCACUACAGUUACUCAGUCACAAGAGGUUGUGACAGGAUCGUGCCGGUUGAUAUCUACGUUCCUGGAUGCCCGCCCACGAGCGAGGCGCUCAUGUUUGGUAUCUUCCAGCUUCAGAAGAAAAUGAGGCAUACGAAGAUCUCGAGGAUGUGGUAUCGGAAGUAG
Recurvomyces mirabilis is the source of this 444-nucleotide messenger RNA. RefSeq lists its product as uncharacterized. The coding region runs from base 1 to 444 and encodes 147 amino acids. Gene Ontology annotation, molecular function: 4 iron, 4 sulfur cluster binding; quinone binding; NADH dehydrogenase (ubiquinone) activity. The transcript has 2 exons. Gene Ontology annotation, biological process: electron transport coupled proton transport; aerobic respiration; mitochondrial respiratory chain complex I assembly. The record is from RefSeq and is a predicted model, not a curated record. NCBI's taxonomy places the organism in Eukaryota, Fungi, Ascomycota, Dothideomycetes, Mycosphaerellales, Teratosphaeriaceae.